Messenger RNA from Centruroides sculpturatus (bark scorpion), 693 nucleotides. Its product is annotated as transmembrane protein 214-like. The coding region runs from base 1 to 693 and encodes 230 amino acids. The record is from RefSeq and is a predicted model, not a curated record. The transcript is spliced from 8 exons. Lineage: Eukaryota; Metazoa; Arthropoda; Arachnida; Scorpiones; Buthidae. Gene Ontology annotation, cellular component: Golgi apparatus; endoplasmic reticulum.
AUGCCUGAGACAGCAGGCAGUUAUGCCAGGUGUUCAGAUUUACGAACUUCUUAUCAAAAUAGACAGAAUAUAUGUUUGUCUAUUCUUUGGGCUGCAGGUCAAGCAGGAAUGAGAGACUUCAAUGCUGGCUUAAAAGGUUAUCCUUUAUGUAUAAUCUCUCCAGCAAUAAAAGAAAUUUUGGUAAAAACAAUGAAUCAGUGUUCUACUUCAGUUCUUAAACAUUUUUUUGAACACUGUAUUAUUUCUAUGGGUCAGGAUAUGGUAAAAGGACAAUCAACUUUUGGUUAUCGUAUAUUUUUACAAUGCCUUGGAAAAGAAAAGCCAGAAAUUAUUGUUAAUAGUUUGUCAAAGUGUUCAGAUUUACGAACUUCUUAUCAAAAUAGACAGAAUAUAUGUUUGUCUAUUCUUUGGGCUGCAGGUCAAGCAGGAAUGAGAGACUUCAAUGCUGGCUUAAAAGUUUGGUUAGAGUUAAUGUUACCUUUGGUUGGAAUGAGGGCCUAUUCUAAAUUUACUAUUGAUUACUUAAAUGACUUAUUAAGAUCUUAUCCAAAUGUGACUUCAUGUAGUGAAGUGUUGGGGGUGAAAGAACUAUUUCCUAUUUUGGAUUUUGUUUAUACUCCUUCAGGAUUGCCUGGCAAUCUGCAGAAACAGCUGCAGAAUCUUUAUCCAAGACUUAAGAUUUACUAUUUUUAA